UGAACGAAAACACCUUGACAGUGCUGCCCACACCCCAGUCCAGCAGGUGGCGGUGAUAUACAACAUCGUUAGACCUCAACAGCAUAAAUUCAAAAGAAGAAGCAGCAGCAGCAGCGACCGACCGACCGACCGACAGACAGGCAGGGCAAGGUGUCUCUUGAAACAGCUCUCUUGAUACAAUGGGACGUCACUUUGGAGACUUGGCCAAGAUAAGACACAUAAUUACUUACAGCAUUUCACCGUUUGAGCAGAGGGCUUUCCCCCACUAUUUUUCAAAGGGAAUUCCCAAUGUUUGGAGAAGAUUUACAUCAUCCAUCUUCAAGGUUGCACCUCCCAUGAUUUUGAUGUACCUCACCUACACAUGGGGCAAUCAUGUUCAUGAGCAGAGCAAGAGGAAGAAUGCUGCAGACUUUGAGAAUAACAAGUGAACCAAGUUAAUGUCUUUGUCUGUGUUCUGAAUAUGUAAAUUUUAAAUAAAAAGUAUGGUAUCAAGUGAAAA
Molecule: messenger RNA, 499 nt
Organism: Pangasianodon hypophthalmus (striped catfish)
Lineage: Eukaryota; Metazoa; Chordata; Actinopteri; Siluriformes; Pangasiidae
Gene: uqcrq
Product: cytochrome b-c1 complex subunit 8
Exons: 3
Coding region: 180-428 (82 amino acids)
Biological process (GO): mitochondrial electron transport, ubiquinol to cytochrome c
Source: RefSeq, a predicted model, not a curated record